AGGAAGAAAGCGGAAGUCUCAUUUCCCUCGCUUAUUAUCUUUCGUCCAUUCUUCAGAUAAUCAGAGACCAUUCUCGCGCUUUUUUAGUUCAUCAGCCCGUCUUGAUGAAUCAAUUCUCAUAUCAAUCAACUCCAAGAACAACCCAAGAAGCUGAAUUUCACCAUCUCUGCUCCAUUCGAUUGACUUGAGCAUCUAGUUUUCUCGUAAAUAUGUUUGUGAAGCUGCAGUAUUUGGAUACGCCCUGCUUCCACGGACUGGGUACUAUGAGGUCGCCCAGUGUAGGAGUCUCACUUUCCCCCCCAGAUAAUCUCGUCCCCAUUUCCAAGAAACCCAAAGACUGGUGGAUUCCCGAGUCUCCCAACAGAUAUUUGAAGAAAUUGGGUGGAGUUCAAAAAUACACUCGUGAUAAUGGUGGUAGUGGUGGUCGCCGACAGGAAACUGGGUUGAAAAAACCAAGUAAAAUGGAGGAACGGGAAGUCCAGAGAAGGAAUCGCCGUUUGGGUAAUCGGGUUGUGGUGAAUAAGGAUGUGCUGGAUGAUGGAAAUGGGUCGGUGGAAAAAGUGCAGCCCAAGUGUUCGACGAAAUGGCUGUCGUAUGGUGGAUGCAUACCGGCGAUUUUGCAGGCUCUGGAUGAGGUCAGUGACUUGGAUGAAGCUCUGAAGCCUUGGAAAGAUAAGCUUAAUAACAAGGAAAGGAGUAUAAUCUUGAAGGAGCAGAGCAAUUGGGAGAGGGCUUUGGARAUUUUUGAGUGGUUUAAGAUGGCAGGUUGCUAUGAAGUGAAUGUGAUUCACUACAAUAUUGUACUUAGGAUUCUUGGGAAGGCGCAGAAGUGGAGGCUGGUUGAGAGUUUGUGGGUGGAGAUGAAUGAUAAGGGGAUUAAGCCAAUAAAUUCAACUUAUGGGACAUUGAUUGAUGUUUAUAGCAAAGGAGGGUUUAAGGAAGAAGCGUUGGUUUGGCUUGAGAGGAUGAAUGAACAGGGAAUGGAGCCUGAUGAGGUUACCAUGGGGAUUGUUGUUCAAUUGUACAAGAAGGCAGGCGAGUUUCAGAAGGCCGAAAAUUUCUUCAAGAAGUGGUCAUCAGGUAAAUCAGUGAUAUGUGGGAGUAACAAUAACAGCAAAGUAGCUUCUGUUAAAGUUGAGAGUUCUCUGCUCCCUCCUCAUGUUUGUUUGAGUACCUAUACAUAUAAUACAUUGAUUGACACAUAUGGGAAGGCUGGACAGCUUCAAGAAGCCUCUACAACUUUCAAAAAUAUGCUUAAGGAAGGGGUUGCCCCGACAACUGUGACUUUCAAUACUAUGAUUCACAUUUGUGGCAACCAUGGAAAGUUUAAAGAAGUUAAUUUUCUGAUGCAGAAGAUGGAGGAGCUCCGAUGCCCACCCGAUACAAGAACAUAUAAUAUCCUCAUUUCUCUUCAUGCUAAACAUGAUGAUAUUGACUUAGCUUCAAACUAUUUUGCAAAGAUGAAGGAGGCUUGCCUUCAGCCGGAUAUUGUUAGUUACCGUACUCUUUUGUAUGCUUACUCUAUACGGAAUAUGGUUGCGGAGGCUGAAAAGCUCGUAAAGGAAAUGGAUGAAAGGGGCUUUGAGAUAGAUGAAUUCACCCAAUCUGCUCUGACCCGGAUGUAUAUUGAUGCAGGAAUGCUUGAGAAGUCAUGGUCAUGGUUCUGGAGAUUUCAUCUUACAGGGAAUAUGAGCUCUGAGUGCUAUUCUGCCAAUAUUGAUGCAUAUGGAGAGCGUGGACACAUUUUAGAAGCAGAGAGAGUUUUUGUUAGCUGCCAAGACGAGAAGAAGCUCACUGUCCUUGAGUUCAAUGUGUUGAUUAAAGCCUAUGGUGUGGUAAAGGAUUAUGCUAAAGSACAAAAAUUAUUUGAUAGUAUGGAGAGUAAUGGUGUCACUCCUGAUAAAUGUAGCUAUAGUUCUCUGAUUCAGAUAUUGUCUGGUGCGGAUAUGCCGGCCAUGGCACUCUCUUAUCUGAAGAAGAUGCAGUCAGCAGGAUUGGUAAGUGAUUGCAUUCUGUAUUCAGUGGUUAUAUCGAGCUUUUCAAAAUUGGGUCACUUGGAAAUGGCAGAUCAACUGUAUAGAGAGAUGAUUGAACAUGGUGUGCAGCCCGACAUUGUUGUUUAUGGGGUGCUGAUCAAUGCUUUUGCUGACACUGGAAGUGUUAGAGAAGCUAUUACUUACGUCGAUGCGAUGAAACGUGCAGGUUUGCCUGGGAACAUGGUUAUAUACAACUCCUUGAUAAAACUCUAUACCAAAGUUGGCUACCUCAAAGAAGCACAGGAAGCAUACAAAAUGCUUCAACAAACAGAGGAUGGUCCAGCUAUAUAUUCUUCGAAUUGUAUGAUUGACCUCUAUAGCGAACGUUCAAUGGUCAAAGAGGCCGAAGAGAUUUUUGGGAGCUUGAAGAGAAAGGGAGAAGCAAAUGAGUUUACUUUUGCUAUGAUGUUGUGCAUGUACAAGAAAAUUGGAAGAAUUGAGGAAGCCAUUUGUAUUGCUAGACAGAUGAAGGAACAGGGACUUUUAACAGAUUUGUUGAGCUUUAAUAACGUGAUUGGUUUAUACGCAAUGGAUGGACGAUUCAAGGAGGCGGUUGGAAUAUUCGAAGAGAUGAUGAAAGCUGCCAUUCAACCUGAUGAAUGCACCUACAAAUCGCUCGGGGCUGUCUUGUUAAAAUGUGGAGUUUCAAAGCAGGCAGUCAGCAAGCUUGAAGUAACAGCAAAAAAGGAUCCUCAAAGCGGAUUACAGGCGUGGGUUUCGGUUCUGUCUGGUGUUGUUGGAAUGAAUGUUAUGGGUGAUCUGUAGUUAUUCUACUAAGCCCCCAUGGGACAGAACCAACCUGAGUUAAUGUUGCCCCAAAUUAUCUUACCUGAACUCGAAGGCAAAUUCAAAGCUCAUGGAGGACCGACCUCGAAUUCGACACAUUACAACAUCAAGAGGAAGUUCGGCCAAAAUAUCUGAGAUCUUGGGAGUAGUUAGUAUGAAAACAACCCAAGCCGAGAUAUAAAGUCAAAUGCAGGCUAGCCUUUGGUGUUCUUCACGUGCAGAUGCAACUUUUUUCCCCAUUGAUUGCAGAAUGGAAGGUUCAGAACAAGCAAAUCGAGAGAGA
Messenger RNA from Momordica charantia (bitter melon), 3105 nucleotides. Its product is annotated as Tetratricopeptide repeat (TPR)-like superfamily protein. The record is from RefSeq and is a predicted model, not a curated record. Lineage: Eukaryota; Viridiplantae; Streptophyta; Magnoliopsida; Cucurbitales; Cucurbitaceae. Gene Ontology annotation, molecular function: mRNA binding; protein binding.